Trichomonas vaginalis G3 is the source of this 549-nucleotide messenger RNA. RefSeq names its product snoRNA binding. Bases 1 to 549 code for a protein of 182 amino acids. Gene Ontology annotation, biological process: rRNA processing. Gene Ontology annotation, cellular component: small-subunit processome; small ribosomal subunit; Mpp10 complex. The record is from RefSeq and is a predicted model, not a curated record. The transcript has a single exon. NCBI's taxonomy places the organism in Eukaryota, Parabasalia, Trichomonadida, Trichomonadidae. Gene Ontology annotation, molecular function: structural constituent of ribosome; snoRNA binding; rRNA binding.
AUGGGUCGUAAGCUGAAAUAUCAUGAACAAAAGCUUCUCAAGAAAACAAAUCUAUACCACUGGAAAGGUGAAAACAACCUCCGUUCUGGACAAGUAGUUGGCAUUUAUUGCCUUGAUAAUUCAGAGGAAUAUCAUCAAUAUAACAGAUUAGUUGGUAAGAUCCAGCGUUUUACAAACACACUCAGACAAAUGGGACCAGAAGAUAAAGUCCGUAUUGAUUUAACAAAGCAAUUUGUCGAUCGCGUUUAUAAACUCGGAAUUAUCGAAACUCCACAAUUAUCUGAAUGCGAAAAAAUCAAUGUUGUCGCUAUUUGCAAGCGUAGACUACCUGUUAUUAUGGUUAAUUUGAAGUUUUGCCAAAGAAUUAGCGAAGCUGACAAAUUAGUUCGCCAAGGACAUGUUAGAAUCGGUCCUGAUGUUGUAACUAAUCCAGCUACAUUAGUUUCUAAGGAAAUGGAGGAUUAUAUUAACUGGGCUCACGGAUCUAAGAUUGAAGCUCACGUUAAGAAGUUCAACCAGCAAUAUGAUGAUUUCGACAAUCUUGAAUAG